Molecule: messenger RNA, 885 nt
Organism: Calypte anna (Anna's hummingbird)
Lineage: Eukaryota; Metazoa; Chordata; Aves; Apodiformes; Trochilidae
Gene: PHOX2B
Product: paired like homeobox 2B
Exons: 3
Coding region: 1-885 (294 amino acids)
Biological process (GO): regulation of transcription by RNA polymerase II
Molecular function (GO): DNA-binding transcription factor activity, RNA polymerase II-specific; RNA polymerase II transcription regulatory region sequence-specific DNA binding
Source: RefSeq, a predicted model, not a curated record
AUGUAUAAAAUGGAAUAUUCUUACCUCAAUUCCUCUGCCUACGAGUCCUGUAUGGCUGGGAUGGACACUUCAAGCCUGGCUUCAGCUUAUGCUGACUUCAGUUCCUGCAGCCAAGCCAGUGGCUUUCAAUAUAACCCUAUAAGGACCACUUUUGGGGCCACGUCUGGCUGCCCAUCCCUCACUCCAGGAUCCUGCAGUCUCGGCUCUCUUAGGGACCACCAGAGCAGUCCAUACGCAGCAGUUCCUUACAAACUCUUCACCGACCACGGGGGUUUAAACGAGAAGAGGAAACAGAGACGGAUCAGAACCACUUUCACCAGCGCCCAGCUCAAGGAACUGGAGAGGGUGUUUGCAGAGACUCAUUACCCUGAUAUAUACACCCGGGAGGAGCUGGCGCUCAAAAUAGACCUCACGGAGGCUAGAGUGCAGGUCUGGUUCCAGAACCGCCGCGCCAAGUUCCGCAAGCAGGAGCGGGCGGCGGCAGCGGCGGCAGCGGCCGCCAAGAACGGGGCGGCUGGCAAGAAGUCCGACGCUUCCCGCGACGACGAGAGCAAGGAGGCCAAGAGCACAGACCCCGACAGCACCGGCGGCCCCGGCCCUAACCCCAACCCCGCGCCCAGCUGCGGCGGAGGCGGCGGCGGCGGCCCCAGCCCCACUGCCGGACAGGGAGCGGCGGGGCCCGGAGGGCCAGGAGGGGAGCCGGGCAAAGGGGCGGCAGGGCCCGGCGGGCUGGCGGCGGCGGGGCCGGGACAGGGCUGGGCGCCGGGGCCCGGGCCCAUCACCUCCAUCCCUGACUCGUUAGGCGGCCCCUUCGCCAGCGUCCUCUCUUCGCUGCAGCGGCCCGGCGGCACCAAAGGCAGCCUCGUCAAGAGCGGCAUGUUCUGA